AUUACAUUGCCAAUUAAGAAGACAUUUACCAUCAAAUAAUUUUCCUCAACCCAGUCUCUUCGUUAUAAAGUAUUUUCUGGAGCAAAAUUAUGCUUUAAUACUAACAGUUUCAUUCAUUUUAUGGUUAACCUAGUGAUAAAAUCAAUCACCUAAAGUGAUAUAAAUCAAGUGAAUUGCUCAGUUUAAAUAUACUUAAAACAAAACCAAAAUGGAUGGUGAAUUGUCCAUACAUAUGACUGGAUUACAAAUCCAUAGUGAAUCUUUCCGUGAAUUGUUGGCUGAAUUUCUUGGUACAGUUGUUUUAGGCGGCUUAGGCUUUUCUGUGAAUGCAAAUUUAUUCCUUAAAAAUAUCUCAUCACCAUUAUUAACACCUUGGGUUUGGGGCCUUGCGCUAACAUCAGCAAUAUACGUUUGUGGUGGUGUAUCAGGCGGUCAUGUCAAUCCAACGGUAACUUUGGGUCUUGCCUCAGUUGGUAAAUUAUCUUGGUCCAAGGUUCCUCAUUAUAUCAUCGGUCAAUUUGUUGGUGCCUUUGCUGGUUCAGCCCUCACUUAUUUGGUUUACUUUGAAGCCAUUUCUAAAUUUACACGGGACAAUCCUGAAGCUCAAAAUUUGACGUCCAGUAUAUUUGUGGGAGUAUCGACAAGUCCUGUGAACAAUUAUACCAAAUUUAUUGAUCAGACUGUUUGCUGUGCAUUUUUCCUCUUGAUUAUCAAUGCAAUCACAGAUGAUCGUAAUAUGUCAUGUUCAAAGGGCCUGGUUCCAUUGGUUAUUGGAGUGGCUGAUUUAACUUUAUUGUUAUUUGCCUUUGGUUAUAAUGCUGCGGAGCAAAUCAAUCCAGCUAUGGAAUUGUCACCGAGAUUUCUGGCCUGGAUCAUUGGACAUGAUGUGUUUAGCUUCGACAAAAUGGGCGACUAUUGGGUUCCUUUACUUGGAUGCUGUUUAGGUGGAGUUUUGGGUUCUUGGACGUAUCGUUUGUUCAUUGAAAACCAUUGGCCUGAUGAAAUGUUUGAGAGACCUUCAACUGGAGCUAAACUGAGUGCCAAUAUGGAUUAUUUUUUCAACGGUAAAACACCGAAUCGCGUGCAUCCUAUUUAGCGGAAUGGGACGGAGGCCAACAAUUAACCAACCUCGAAUGGAGCCAGCAAACUUAAGAACAGUGAACCAAUUAAGGUUCUAUAACCAAUUACACCAACAUCAUGACCCGUUGUCACCUCUAACUGAUUCAUCCAGAGUUGUAUGGAAGAAACCUCCAUAUUUAACUCUUUCAUCAUUAUUAUGAGCUCACAAGAUUAAAUUGUAUUAUACACGUAUCAUUUAAAUAAAGAAAUCACUUUCUAAUGA
Molecule: messenger RNA, 1342 nt
Organism: Tetranychus urticae (two-spotted spider mite)
Lineage: Eukaryota; Metazoa; Arthropoda; Arachnida; Trombidiformes; Tetranychidae
Product: aquaporin-9-like
Biological process (GO): glycerol transmembrane transport; water transport
Cellular component (GO): plasma membrane; basolateral plasma membrane
Molecular function (GO): glycerol channel activity; water channel activity
Source: RefSeq, a predicted model, not a curated record